This is a messenger RNA of Leishmania braziliensis MHOM/BR/75/M2904, 1287 nucleotides long. RefSeq lists its product as hypothetical. The transcript has a single exon. Lineage: Eukaryota; Euglenozoa; Kinetoplastea; Trypanosomatida; Trypanosomatidae. The coding region runs from base 1 to 1287 and encodes 428 amino acids. The record is from RefSeq and is a predicted model, not a curated record. Gene Ontology annotation, molecular function: misfolded protein binding; protein-folding chaperone binding. Gene Ontology annotation, cellular component: endoplasmic reticulum.
AUGUUCCGCCGCGCCCUUCUCUGUCUCACCACCCCCAGUGAUCCCAGUAGGCUGCUCAGCCCUCACCAAGUGCUCGGGGUUGCCCCGGGAACACCAUUCGAGGAGGUUCGACAGCGCUUUUACGAGCUCACCAAGAAGUACCAUCCAGAUGUCGAGCACGGCGAUCCCAUUAAGUUCCGUGAGAUCAAUGCCGCUUACCGCUUGCUGCGCGCGGAGUACCGCCAGUCGUCUAGCGGAAGAAGCGCUAGAGACGAGGAGAGAGGCCCAUCGUCCUCGGGGUUCCGCCAAGCGAAGAAAUCAGAGACCCCGACCGGCGGCGCCUUCUGGGCGGAGCGCAACGAGCGGGUGCGCAAGGCGAAUGAGCAGCGGGAGCGGGAGCGCUGGGCCGCCGAGGACCGCGACCGUCGACAGCAGGGCGUAAAGCGUAGUUUUUUUCACGAACUGGUUGCGUUUCUCAAGGGGUCGGAGAUUGCCAUCUCGAUUGGGACGGUGGUGCUCGUUCUGCUUUACAGCGUUGAGCGCUACCACACGAUCAACUGCAUGCUCACCGAGAAGCGACGUCGGCUGAAGAACAUGGAUGAGGGUCUGCCCCCUUCGAUGCCGCUGGAGGUGGAUAAGGCGUUGAGUGAAAAGUACAGUGCACUACCAGACUCUCGAGAGCAACAGAUCGAUGCACUCCGCAUCCGCGAAGAGUCAUACUACCGCCGUGCUACGCAACGAAAGUUUGAGGACUUUCGGGAGUUCAUGUUUGUCUACGACCCAGAGGCCGUUGCGUCGCGCAAGGUCGUUUCGACACGCUUCAGCCACCAAUACAUGAGGGAGGCGGAGAUCUCAAAGCGGUGCCCGAUCUUGCGUGAGUUCAACUCGGAGAGCCGCACGCACCAUUACGGUGCUAUUGAGAAGGAGCUGGAGCAGGCGAUUCGAGAGGCGCCGUGGUCGGCACCGGAUGCCGGCUACGCUGGCGCUCUCGUGGCGAAGGGGCUGAGUUGCAUCGCGGCCAACAGCCCUAGCACGACCAAGUGGACGUUUAUUGAGUACACAGAUAUGGACAAGGGUUCGACGAAGGCGAAAACCACGUGCCUGGCGGCACUGCGCAACCUGCGUUUUGGGCAGACAGGCAUGUGCCAGCGCGUCACCGUCACUGGCAAGUCUGAGCUUCAACCACUGCUGGUGGCCCAACGGGAGAAGGACUUGAAGGAAAGGGUACUACAGAAGCGCUCCCUUCUCACGGGUGGUGAGCUGCCGGUGAAGGACCUUUCAGUGCCGCUUGAAUCCAUGAAGCUGUGA